This is a messenger RNA of Colias croceus (clouded yellow), 1779 nucleotides long. Its product is annotated as extensin-like. The transcript is spliced from 2 exons. The record is from RefSeq and is a predicted model, not a curated record. Bases 176 to 1510 code for a protein of 444 amino acids. NCBI's taxonomy places the organism in Eukaryota, Metazoa, Arthropoda, Insecta, Lepidoptera, Pieridae.
UUGUGUUUUGCUAUCGAUAGACGUGAUGUGUGUAAAUUAUUUUUAUACCUUUUUCUUUUUAACGUAAAAAGACAAAGGAUUAAUAAUAGCAUUUAACUAACAAUUGAUUAUUUUAAUAAGAGCUCUUUGAUACUUUCCUAGAUUUGUCUUGUGUACUGAGUAAAGAAUCUUAAAAAUGUCUGUGGCUUUUGCACCUCGCGGAAACCGGCCUCCGUUAAGUCCUGCUCAAAUCCAGAAAAUGUUGGAUGAAAACGCUCAUUUAAUACAAACUAUUCAAGAAUAUCAAUCGAAAGGACAACUAGUUGAAUGCCACCAAUAUCAGCAAGUACUGCACAGGAAUCUGGUUUACUUGGCAUCUGUGGCUGACGCUAAUCAGAAUAUUCAAGCUAUUUUACCGCCACCACAUCAACUAGCAAGUGGUAAUGUGCCUCAGGGUGCCCUCAAUCCUCCAGCAACUGGUGCGGAAGUCCCUGGGUCACCGCAACAACCAUAUCGUCCACCAUCAGGAGUUUCAACUGCACCAACUAGACCAACACAAUCAUAUGGUCAAAGACCAUACCCACAAAACCAGUAUCAAGGUCAAUAUCAAGGAGCAUAUCCACCUCAGGGAGGUUAUGGUCCUCCAGGGCAGGGAUAUGGCCCUCCUAACCCAUCCCAGCAACCCCAAGGAUAUCCACCUAACUCUAACUAUGGGCCUCCAAUCACCACUGCUCCAAAUAACUACCCUCCUUCUACACAUCCUGGCCCUGGUUAUCCGCCAUCAUCAGGGCAACAACCAUAUGCACCUCCUCCUGGAAGUCCCGCUUCAGCAGGUUCCCCCUAUCCAGUGAGAGGUCCAUCUCAGCCAGGAUAUACAGGAAAUUCUGCAUAUCCACCUCCCCAAACAGGUGCCAACUAUCCAAAUGUUGGUGUUAGCACAUAUAACACAACAACUUCACAACCACAGCCAUAUCAAACUCAAUCUUUUCAAAAUACAACACCCACUUCUGCUUAUGGUUCAACACCUGUUUCCCAACCUAAUAGAUCACCACAACCUCCACCAAGUGGAUAUACUUCACAAAACCCCCCAAGUACAGGAUAUGGGUCUCCAUCUGCCCAAUCUCCAACUUUCAAUUCUAGUACUCAUGGAAAUAAUGGGCCACCAUCCACUGUUGCAUCUGGUGGGCCACCUCAAAGUGGUCCUCCACAACAAUAUCCUCCAUCCGGACAACCUUCUCCAUAUCCACCUGCGAGCCAGCCGCCAUAUUCAAAUCCAUCCUCGCAACCUGGUAGUCCUGCCCCAUCAGUGUCAACUGCUCCUCCUCCCCAGUCCUCAUAUCCCCAAAACCCACAAAAUUACCCUCCAGCUGGUGGGGCUUAUCCUCCGCAUGCCUAUCAACAGGGAUAUCCACCUAGCCAAUAUCCACCAUCCCCCUACCCAUAUGCUAGAGCUCCAGCUCCUGGAGCACCCCCGCCGGCUGGUGCUCAGCCAUAUCCAGGAUACAGUUUCCAACCUCCUAAUCAACAGUAACUGUCAUAAUGUGUUCAUGGAUUACUUUGUAGUGUGUAAUUUUCAAUAUAAAUGACAAGUCACUAUUAAAGUGAUGUUAAAUAAAUGCUGAUUAAUCUUGUAAACCAUAUUUUUAUGGCUAUCAUGUUUAAGGAAACUCAAAUAUUUUUAUAUUAUUUAUGUAGGAUAAUUUAAUGUACUGUGCUUUUAAUUUUAAUGAUAAAAUUCAAUACUUAUUAGUAAUAUUCAUCAUGUUAGCUUAUAUUGUACUAGAUAAGUUACAAGUAGUU